UGUCACAGACGUUAUUCCAUCCAGUUCCAUAUGUAUUGUAGUGUAGUUUGUUGAUAUACUAAUGUUUUGAUUUUAUGUUGUUAUCUUAGACUAAUUUGGAACUUGUUUAACAAUUAGUAUUAUGUAUAUAAUUCUGUAAGUAAAAGGUAUAUUGCUGGUUUUGUAUUAUGGCACCACCUAAAAAAAGAAACCCGCGUGGAAAAUGCUCAAAUCACCACGUACAAAGAGAUUACGCUGAAAGAUUGAACGAUUUAAGCAUACAAUCAUCAUCAGAUGACAGCGACGGUAGCACAUCUUCAGAUGAUGAGGGUAUACCUGCUUCAUUCCCAGUCAGUAUGUGGGACUUGAAUCAUUGUGAUCCUAAAAAGUGUUCAGGCCGGAAACUGUUAAGACAUAACCUCAUCAAGAAUUUAAAACUUGGUCAUCGUUUUUCUGGUAUAGUUUUAUCACCGGUCGGCACUCAGUGUGUCAGCCCAAAUGACAAAGAUAUCGUAGUGAAGAAUGGGCUAGCUGUAAUUGACUGUUCCUGGGCGAAAAUUGAUGAAACACCAUUUGGCAGGAUGAAAUCACCCCACCCAAGGUUGUUGCCAUUUUUAGUAGCAGCAAAUCCCAUAAAUUAUGGUAAACCUUAUCAGUUGAGCUGUGUAGAGGCACUAGCAGCAGCAAUGUUUAUAACGGGACAUAAAAAAGAAGCCCAAUUUUAUCUAUCAAAGUUUUCAUGGGGCCAUUCAUUUCUGGAAUUGAAUUCGGAAGCUUUGGAUAUGUAUGCAGAUUGUUCAGACAGUAAAAGUGUGAUUGAAGCUCAAACCAAGUUUUUGGAAAGUGCUCAGAAGGAACAGGACACAAGGCCAAUGUGGCCACCAAGUGAAUCCGACACUGAGUCUGAUUGCAGUGGACAAUAAAUCUACAGCUAAUUUUAAUAACUAAUUCAACUAACAUAAAUUAUAUAAAUAUCUCAAACUAAUAUAUAGUGAUCUUUGUUUGAAUACCUACUUGUGUAGUUCCAAAAUGUAUAUUAUUUGAUCGAUUUAUGUUAUUAAAAUGAUGUGUUAAAAUA
Plodia interpunctella (Indianmeal moth) is the source of this 1057-nucleotide messenger RNA. RefSeq lists its product as uncharacterized. The transcript has a single exon. Gene Ontology annotation, molecular function: rRNA small subunit aminocarboxypropyltransferase activity. Bases 168 to 902 code for a protein of 244 amino acids. NCBI's taxonomy places the organism in Eukaryota, Metazoa, Arthropoda, Insecta, Lepidoptera, Pyralidae. The record is from RefSeq and is a predicted model, not a curated record. Gene Ontology annotation, biological process: maturation of SSU-rRNA.